Messenger RNA from Cylindrotheca closterium, 1365 nucleotides. NCBI's taxonomy places the organism in Eukaryota, Bacillariophyta, Bacillariophyceae, Bacillariales, Bacillariaceae. The record is from the annotation of a GenBank genome assembly.
AUGGCUUCUUCUUCAACGUCCAAAUCCUCGUUGGUCAUACGAAGACUGUAUCGAAACAUGCUAAGAACCAUCAAGCCAUACACUUCAUCACCAGAUGCCAAAGUCUUGCACUGCCUGUUGCAUCGAACUGGAUUGGACGACGACAUUUCCGAUUGGGAGGCCUUUGUCAAGGCGACUGGAUUGGAAAAGGGACACCAGGCGAGCGAUCUGAGUUAUAGCUAUGCGGAUGCCAAAAAAGGAGGACGUUUCCAAGACGAUGAUCGAGAUCACAAACUAUUGUUCAGAAGAUUACUAAGAGAAGUGGUGACAGGAGAAAAGGGAUUACGACGAAUGCCUGUUCCUUCAGUAGUGGACACCUCGAGACUGCAACAAGUCAUCAAGAGAGAAUUUCGCAAUGAAAAGGGCUCUUCCAUGUCUGCCUAUUUCAAUGAUUUGACAAGACGGCAAGUGGCCUUUACAGCACUACGAGAACUCAACAAGAAACUGUCCGUAUUGGCGAGUGUCGAUUCCAGCGAGGUAUCUCCAAACCAGGCUGCCUGGCACGUAUCUUCUCUACCAAUAUCCAAACCAUCAGCCAUAUUACAACCAGGAGUAUUUCUUAUGAGUCAUCCACACAUGAGUGACUCUUUCUUUUCUCGAACUGUAAUAUGUAUAUUGGACUAUGAAAACGAGGCAAAAAGUGAAUCGGCAGCAAAGCGGUUUGACUUGGACGCCCUGGGUCCAACGUAUGGACUUAUUGUGAAUCGAGUAAGCAUGAAGGGUGAUACGAAUGAAAAGAGAACGCUGAGGGAAGCCUUUGAUGACAAUAUGCUGCCCGAAAGAAUGGCAGAUAUCUUUGGAGACAUGCCAGUAAAGGACGGAGGUCCCGUACAUCCAUCCUUACAAAUGUUGUAUUCACUACCGGGAUCCAAAGAAAACACAAUUGAUGGUACCUUGAUUCCAACAAUCCCAGAGCCACAUGACGGUAGCACUGCCGAAUAUACAGAUUGUGCCACUUACUUUCAAGGGGACGUGUUUGAUGCCAUGACAGCAAUCAAGGAUGGCAAGUUGGACAAGAACGAAAUGUCCUUCUUUGUUGGAGCUUCCACUUGGGCACCUGGUCAACUGGAAAGUGAAAUGGCCCACGGCUUUUGGAUACCUUGUAGAGGCCCCGCUGAAAUUGCUUUGAGUGGAACGUGCGAACAUGAGCCGUCCACCGAUAAAUCGGAUCCACCGCCCGCCAAAGAUUUGUGGCUUUCGAUGAUGAGUGCCUGUGGACAGGACGAGGCCCGGCUGGCUAGUAUAUUUCACCAUCAAGAGUGGAACGAAAACAUGCUACCUUGUGAUGCCUUUGAUGGAGAAGACAUAGACCCUGAUAUUUUUUAG